Molecule: messenger RNA, 593 nt
Organism: Aspergillus novofumigatus IBT 16806
Lineage: Eukaryota; Fungi; Ascomycota; Eurotiomycetes; Eurotiales; Aspergillaceae
Exons: 1
Coding region: 123-446 (107 amino acids)
Source: RefSeq, a predicted model, not a curated record
CCCUUGGCACACGUCGAUGAUACCUGCGAGCCUGCGUAGCGGGCAUAUGAAGAUCAAUUUCAUGAUGAGGCAUUUUAGUUGCUGACCUUUAACCAAUCCUAGGCAUUUUGAGCGACGAUCCGAUGUUCUAUUCUGAUCGAUUGCAAUUAUGGAAUGACUUCAACAUCUGCUGGUUGGGUGUCUGCCAAAGACAGAAAGAUAUGACACAGGAGGCGUUGCGUACUGGCCAUCAACCGUCGAACACCUCAAUGCUCAGUAGCGAUCGUUUGGACGAUAUGGGCAGAGAACUGAUUCAGCUAUGCGAUCAGAUGGAACAGCACGGACUGGUGGACUAUCAGAUGGGCAUUUGGGAGGAGGAGAUACUCUGUGGUAAGAACCCUACAUUAGUCGAGAAAUCCUGUCAAGAAAUUUGGCACAGCUGUCUGAUUCGGCGACUCAUCGCAUAGUCCUCGGGGAAUGUAUCGAUCUGAUAGAAAGCCGACCAGAUAAUAUGCGGGCACAUGGAGUGAACGCCGCCGCAGCCACUACUUCGCGGUCCUGAGUGAUGGUCUCCGUCGAGUUCGAGCUCACUUUCCCAAAUGGCGCAGUCAUAU